This is a messenger RNA of Salpingoeca rosetta, 971 nucleotides long. RefSeq lists its product as uncharacterized. Bases 52 to 957 code for a protein of 301 amino acids. Lineage: Eukaryota; Choanoflagellata; Craspedida; Salpingoecidae. The transcript has 9 exons. The record is from RefSeq and is a predicted model, not a curated record.
AGGGAAGCCAACCAUCACCCUUUUGUAACCGUCACAGCUUUUGCAACAACGAUGACAACAACGCAAGCGCUGAUUGAUGGCGCCCUCAAGGGUGCAACUGAGGAGGAGAGGCUCAAGUGCCUGGACCAGCUGUGCCAGCCAGCACGAGCAGCUAAGUUGACACAGGACAACGUGGAGGAGCUCUCCGCACUGCUGCUGGCGACAGACACCCUCUUCUUUCGCUAUUCCGACGUGCUGCUUGCGUGCCCAGCUGUCGCAGUCAAGGCACUUGAUGUCCUGCGGGUGGAGCCCGUGUUGUCCACAAAGGCUGUACUUGCUAGCAGAAUAUACGGCCUGCUGGCAGCCAUUGGCGUGGCGAAUGAGCCCCAGUGGAAGGAGUGCCGACGCCAGCUGUUGGCAUCGCUGGCCGAGGAUACAGGCGUUGCUCACGCCCAGUGCUUUCGCGAGCUGCGGUUCCUGCACGGCAUUCAAGAGCAGGAACCGGGCUUUCCCUACACGGCCGCUGCCAAGUUCAGGCCGCCAACACAUACACCGGACGAAGACACGCUUCGUGUGGUCAAGGACGCGUAUCUGAACGGCCUUCUCAGACCCCAACAAUGCGGCGGGUACAUUGACUUCUUGGAGGAGAGCGGCAUUGCUGUCGAUCCUGACGACGAAGCGGUGCAGUCUGCAGCCCUCAACACCUGGGAGGGACAAUACAGCCGCCUCCCCAAGGAUGUCCUCGAAGAAAUGGGUCUUCACCACACAUUUGAGGAGUCCCAGCAGUUGCGUGAGACCUUGCAUGAUGAGCGAGUCGAGGCGUUACGGGAGCACUGGAUGCUUCUCCAUCAAAAGAAGCGCGCUGAAACGCUCAGCAGAGCCCUCACAAAGGCGAUCUUCAUCUUCAUUGUGUACUUCAUCCUGAUGUGGACAUACGGCUAUUAUGCAAAGUUGCAAGAGGAGCAAGACGGCCAAUAAAUGAGCACUGCUUG